This is a messenger RNA of Populus trichocarpa (black cottonwood), 2498 nucleotides long. Its product is annotated as cyclic dof factor 3. Gene Ontology annotation, molecular function: DNA binding; DNA-binding transcription factor activity. The transcript is spliced from 2 exons. Lineage: Eukaryota; Viridiplantae; Streptophyta; Magnoliopsida; Malpighiales; Salicaceae. Gene Ontology annotation, biological process: regulation of DNA-templated transcription. The record is from RefSeq and is a predicted model, not a curated record. The coding region runs from base 299 to 1783 and encodes 494 amino acids.
UUUCAGGGUGGAGACUUGUUGUAAGUAUGCUAACUUUGAGAGGGUUUUGUGGGUUUUUAGUGAGGGAGAGAGAGAGAAGCUACUUAACUUUAUAAAGCUUGUUACUGUCUAGAAAAGAAAAGAAAAGAAAAGAAAAAAGCCUAUCUCUUUCCCUCUCUCUUUUUCUCAAUCUUUUUUAACAUUCUUUUUACUUUUUGUUGCAGUACUAAUUUCUAUAUGGGUUUUGGUGUCACUAUUAUUACUAGUACCCUUCAAAGUCUGCAACUUCUAUUUUGAUACAAAAAAAAAAAAAAAAACCAUGAAGGGUGAGUCUAAAGAUCCAGCUUUCAAGCUCUUUGGUAGGAAGAUUCCUGUACCUGAUACUCAGUUUCCGGCCGAACCACUAGCCAAGGGAACCUGCAGUGAGAUAACAAGAGUAGAAACCAAGGGUCCUAGUGAAGACAUCUCAGAAGAACCUGAAAUGUUCUCUGGUUCUGGACAAGGCAAGGAAGAAAGCCAAGCUGCAAUGCGAGUGAAUGAGGCACAAGUAAUUGCUAAGCAUAAGGAAGGUCCACUGGAGACUAAUGGCACAGACCAAGAGAAAGUCCUUAAGAAGCCAGAUAAAAUUCUACCAUGUCCACGAUGCAACAGUUUAGACACAAAAUUCUGUUACUUCAAUAACUAUAAUGUCAACCAACCAAGGCAUUUCUGCAAGAAUUGCCAAAGAUAUUGGACAGCUGGGGGAUCAAUGAGAAAUGUCCCUAUUGGUGCUGGCCGGCGGAAGAAUAAGCACUUAGCCACUCAAUAUCGUCAGAUAUUAGUAUCUUCUGAUGGGAUGCCUAUUGCCAGAAUGGAAAACUCAGACUCAAUCGGUCACCAACUUCAAUCUUCUGUUGAAUCCGGAACCACCUUGAGUCCCUCAGUAGCAAAUGGAAUGGUUCUAAAAUUCGGUCAUGAAGCACCUCUUUGUGAUUCCAUGGAGAAUGUGCUGAAUCUUGGAGACCAAAAGAGAUAUGUUGAGAUAAGUUCAGUCAAUCGUCAAGAUAAUGUAGAAGAGCCGUCUUCAUGUGGAUCCUCCAAGACAGCUUCCAAUGCUUGGGCAAACGAAUUGCGAGAAAAUAUUAUGCAGAAAGAGCAAGUUGAUGUGCCAGCAUCUUCUAACGAACUCAGCGCACCAAAUUCCCUGCCUUAUUAUUCUGUUCCUUCAUGGGUUUUUCCUUGGAACCCGGGUUGGAAUAAUGUUGCUUCCAUGACCGCAGCUCAGCACUCCACUGGCCAGGCUUGCGUGACAAAUAUUCCCAAUCAAGUUCAAUUGUGCUCCACACCAAUGUUGGCUGUUCCCAGCAUUUGCCCUCCAAACAUUCCUUUACAAUUUGUACCCGCUUCUUAUUGGGGUUGCAUGCCCACAUGGGCUGCUGGAACAAGAAAUGUAUCAUUGAGUGGAUCGAAUGGCUGCCUUUCUCUAUCAACCUCUGCUAACACCAGUUCCUGCUCAGGAAAUGGCUCACCAACCCUAGGCAAGCAUUCUAGAGAUUCAAAAUUUAUGGAAGAAGAGAAGGCAGAAAAAUGUAUAUUGGUCCCAAAAACACUAAGAAUUGAUGACCCAAGUGAGGCUUCAAAGAGUCCUUUAUGGGCUACAUUAGGUCUUAAGCCUGACCAGAAGGAUCCCGCAUCAAAAGGUACUAUCUUCAAGAAUUUUGAAACCAAAGCAGAAUGCUAUGGCCAUGUAUCUGAUAUCACUCAUGUACUGGAAGCAAACCCAGCAGCUCUUUCUCGCUCUCAUACAUUCCAGGAGAGUGGCUAAAGGACACCUGCUGAGAUUUUCCAUUGUGAACCUCACUUGCGUCCGUGAUCUUCUCUAGGCAUAACCACGGGGACAUGUUUUUUGUGGAGAGUAUACCACAUUGAUUUUCCUUCACAGCGCAUGAGAUUUCUGCUCAACUAAUUCUGAUUGAAGUCUGAAAGGCAAGUUCUUCAGAAUCAAUUGCUACAUAAUCAGCGGUGCUGUCAACACAUCUCUUCAAGUCGUCAUUGUAAAUAACAGAGGUUGUUUAAUGCGUGGUGGUUAUGGUCCGCGGCCUAUUUUAGGUUCAACUAAUACACUCAUACCUAUCUUACUGCUUGGAAUCUGCAGAAAAAUAAGAUGAAGCUCUGGCCUGUAUGUAUAAAUUAAAGCCAUCAUCCAUUGGAAGGCUAACCAAAGUUUUCUGAAGUCCAGUAUCUUUUCUCAAAUGCUGUAAUUUGUGUUCUCGUUUGCUAUAUCUCAACCAUGUCAGCUGGAAUAGUAAAUCUCUUCUAGAGUUGUACUAUUUUGCACUUGUUUACUGAAUCUUUUUGUGCCCGAGUUUGUAAAGUUGAGUAAUUUAGGUCAUACCUAGGCUCAGAGUAAAUUUCACCUGAAGUUCUUUUAGCUUGCUAGGGGCUCCAAGAAUGAUGUGUCUCAGAAACGAAAAGUGUACUAUAGUCUGAGUCAUAUAAUUUGGAGAGAGAAAUCAAAGAUUAUUCAAUCCUUCAAAAUA